UCUAGAAAUCAACUGAAUUUUUUACAUAUUUUAGGUUGUCUGCCGACUUUAGGAAGGCAUAUGGUGUUAUGUGUACCCUGGCAAAAGCGAGUUUUGUUAUUUUAACGUUGUUUUAUUUGGAAAGACAUAUCGGAAGCAGUAUCGAGACAAUUGUGAUUUUGUUCGAUCGCCGCGCGAGUACCAUGGUACAAACAACCAUGGACAUGAUGGAGGAAUCCUCCAUGGUACAACAGGGUUCGCACUACCAACUGUGUGGUGAACGAAUGGUUGGGGGCAUUUCGUGUGGUCUUAUCAGGCAGAUCUUGUGUUUACAUGUGAGGGGGAGGAGGGGUGAUGUGGUGGUGGCUUGCUCAGCCCAGACACAGACAGGACCCAAGAGGCGUGAAGGAGAAACGUGCUAAUCUGAGCCAGGCGGACGUAUUCGGCAUCACCGCCCCCCUGAAGAAUUUCCUCCCCUGGUGGAGUCUGUGGCAGGGCGAAAGAAAAGUUCGACAGAGAUUGAUCCUGGCAGAGAUUGAUUUGGAUUCGCGUAAAAUGACAAGACAGAAAAUUUGCUGCAUCUGCCUUCCCCGCGACUCGUCUGGGGACGGGUUCGGGAACUGAUGCGUGGGCGAUUGCCCCGUGAACACAGUCGUUUUUCCCUCCUAUGGUAUCCCCCACCCCCUCCCACCGGUAAUUUCCUCCAACUUAGAAAAUCCAGGUGUCACGAUUGAGUCAUCUCGUGGCUUGUCCAGGAUUAGCGCUAAUUUUCCCCCCGGAGAAAUAACGGGAAAAACUUGAGACAAAAUUUCCGACGGCGGAGUUAUUUUUUUCGGGGGGGAGCUGCCCGCAAUGUCAAUGUUAUGGCCCACAUGUUACGGACGAUCUUGAAAACACGUGUGGAGCUCGGUUGUUACUGCGGAGAACACUGUGCCAUUGCAUCCCACUUUGAAAACAAUGGAUUGUAUUAAAGAAAGAAUUGCAGUACCUUUGCAUUGUGGGUACCAUUGCAUAAGACAACGAUGUGUGCAUUAGUCACUGCUGUCUGUCUUGCCAAUGCACCCCAACCAAUCAGAGAGCAGGAAACCUAGGUCUUCAAAGUACUAAUUUUUUUUUUGUAUACUUAAUUUGGCAGUGGAUUGACUGUAUUGCACUGGAUUGAUUUGCACCAAUGAAAAUCAGGGCGUCUUCGAUAACAGUACAUCCCAUUGGUCAUUGCACCGCCCACUUUGCACAUUCCGGCCAAUCAGGAGGCCCCUUCUUCUCAUGCAACUCUGGAGCUUAAUUGAACCUUCGUAGAUGAUUUAAAAGUGCAGGCUCGAUUCUCGUAAACCUCAGAUCUGGUUUUUCACUUGGGACCUGAGGUAGUUACAUUACACGAUCACCGAGUGAUUAACGUUUCCCCUGUAAGACUUUUAAACAAAAAAAUAUUCACGUUUUGACCAACUGCGAGAAAAGUGUGGGCGAGUUGCCAUGGAGACGGCACAAGAGACAUCGUUCGUCUUCCCGCUGAACGUCGUCGAGAAUUCCGGAGAUCACGCACACAGUACCAAGGCGGACCACAACUUGUCGCCGUUCAAGUUGGAGGGCGCCGAGGAAUCUCACGUCACGCAUUGUCAAGAGGAUGACAUGACGGGCAUGGAAGGCGUGGAGAACACGGCCAAGCAGGCUGGGGAGAACGACCUGUGCUUACCCUGCAAGGUGUGCGGCGACAAAUCCUCAGGAUUCCACUAUGGCGUCAUGGCCUGCGAAGGAUGCAAGGGUUUCUUCCGACGCAGCAUCCAGAAGAAGAUUGACUACAAGUGUCACUUCUCGGGCAACUGCGCCAUCGAGCGGAUAAACCGCAACCGUUGCCAGCACUGCCGCUUCAAGAAAUGCCUGGCCGUGGGCAUGUCCAAAGAAUCUGUCAGGAUAGGCCGUUACUCCAAGCGCGUCAAGCAGAGCAACAUGGACGAGAUCAAGCGGUUGUCCAGCAAGCCAGAGACGGCGGCCGAGCGGGAGGCACGGGAGCGGCACGAGAUGGAGAUCUACACGCUGUCGCAGGCCGUGCUGCAGGCACACAACCUGACCUGCGAGUACACCAAGGAGAAGGUGGAUGCACUGCUGCAGCAACAAGACAGCAUCAUGAUGAGGCUCAACGCCGGCGAAGACCUGAACAUUCCUCCAACCGUGGACUACAGCAAGUGGAAGCCGGAGGAGCGAUCCAACAGCAAAGUCUUUGCCUGGAAGAUCUUCUGUGAGGCCAUCAUGCCUUGCACACAGCACGUGGUGGAGUUUGCCAAAUGCUUACCGGGAUUCCUCACAUUACAGCAGGAGGAUCAGAUGACCCUGCUCAAGCAGGGUUUCUUUGAGGUCUGGAUGAUCUACCUGUCCCCCGUCAUGCUGAGCGAGGAGCGGCUCAUCCUGCUCGGGAGGGACAACGUCUUCGCCCGGGACUUCUUGGCGCGCAUGGAGACGCCCGAUCUGUGGCGUCACAUCUUUGAGUUUGCCACGGGGAUUCACCAGCUGCGACUCAGCGACACGGAGGUGGCGCUGUUCGCCGCCAUCACCAUCAUGAGCGGCGAUCGUGGAGGGAUCAAGGAGUCGAAGCAAGUGGAGGAUCUUCAGGAGAAGUUUCUGGAGUGUCUGCGGCGCGAGAUCUCCAGGCGAGAGGUGAAAGACAAUCACCUGUUUGCAAAGGUCCUGAUGAAGAUGCCUCUACUACGUUCCACCUCCACCUUGCAGAUGGAGACCAUGCUACGUUUCCGCAUGGAGUUCCCCAACGUCACCAUCCCGAUGCUGCUCGCCGAGCUGAACAACGUCGCCGGCGAGGAUGCGGAGGAUCACAUCAUGAUGCCGCUCAUGAGCGAGGUGCUCGGCCUCAACGGAAACCAGCGGAAAAGACCUCACGACAUCGCGGAGCGUCUCCCCCUGACGAAGAUCACAAAGGAAGGCGGUCUGUUUCAGCCGCCCAAGGCCGUCGGUGGGGUGCCCACCCAGCGUUCCCCGUCAUCGUCAGAACACGAAGAAGUCAACAUGGUGGUGUCGAUGAUGACGGCCGCGACGUGAGAACGCCGACAAGAGAUCGGUUCAUUUUUGUACAUUAAAUUCAUCAAUCAUUCAUGUGAAACAAUGGGCGACGCCGAGUUUGCACAAAAAAACGACGUUACUUGCAACCGUCGUUGGGGAGCAAUCCGAGCGGAGCCAAGCAGGGUUUGAACUAUCAUUGCAACGUAAAUGCACAUCUUGUGUUUUUCUGUGGGAUUCAGGACUCUAGAUUUUUAAUUGUGAGAGAGCUGUUUGUAUAUGUCAUCCACAUUUUGUAGGAGCCUUGUUGUGCCAUUGCCUUAAAAGGCGGCAGACUCAGGCAAAAUAACAUGUCAUACAGUUGUACCUUUUUUUAAGGAGUGGCAUAUCUAUAAUCGCUUGCGUUCAACAUUUCCCGAUCUGUGGUCUAGUUGUACAAUUUCUGCAGAGCCCGGCC
This is a messenger RNA of Patiria miniata (bat star), 3442 nucleotides long. RefSeq names its product nuclear receptor subfamily 1 group D member 2-like. The transcript is spliced from 10 exons. Gene Ontology annotation, biological process: hormone-mediated signaling pathway; negative regulation of transcription by RNA polymerase II; positive regulation of transcription by RNA polymerase II. The record is from RefSeq and is a predicted model, not a curated record. Lineage: Eukaryota; Metazoa; Echinodermata; Asteroidea; Valvatida; Asterinidae. Gene Ontology annotation, molecular function: nuclear receptor activity; RNA polymerase II cis-regulatory region sequence-specific DNA binding; zinc ion binding. The coding region runs from base 1453 to 3027 and encodes 524 amino acids.